AUGGGGAGUAGCCUACCCCGGGCUCGCUCCACAACCUAUGGAUGUGCUGGACGGGGUUUCAGUUGGUUUUCAGUUUUGUGCGCGGAUGGCCGCAUGUUGGUUCACCUCUCCUCUCGGUGUCCCCCUACUCUUUUUUUAAACUAUGUGGCAGGCGUUUUUUCCUCAUCUCUAAAUAUUCCAACGAGGCGAGUGUGAGAAACGAGACUUUUGCGUCCGGACAAGGCGAUUUCUGACGGAAGACAACCUGAAGACUAAUUGCUGUGGAUCUCUCAGUCUCAAGGGACGUCAAUUUAAUACUCGGAAACUGCAGCGACAGUCACUUGACACUGGGGAAGAGCUCUGGUCAGUCUGAAGUGAAGGGUCGCUGAGCUCGGACACUCUUCUUCCACUGAUUCACAAUUGCACACAUACUGUCGGGAGAAAGUCACACACACACAGACGCAUCUGCAAAACAGCAUUUACUCACAUGCACACAUAGACUCUUGGGUUUGCACACACAUACAUACAUAUAAGAACUCAUACGUACAAAAACAUAGACGCAAGUUCACAAACAGGAUGAGGGAACCCUGGAGGUGCCUGUUGGGCCUCUACCUCCUGGCCAGCACAUUCUCCACUCACAGUGCAACCAAUCCCUUCGCCGGGCAGCAAAACCCUCCAGACCCUUGCUACGACGACACAGGUGCAGCCCGCCGCUGUAUCCCCGAGUUUAUCAACGCCGCCUUUGGUAAAGAGGUGAUGGUGUCCAGCGUCUGCGGUCGGCCUCCAUCGCGUUCCUGUAGCGUGGUGGAGCGCGGGGACGAUCGACCCUCUGUGCGCACGUGUCAAAUUUGCGAUGCGGCCGACCCUCGCCGUGCCCACCCGGCCUCCUACCUCACCGACCUCAACUCAGCCCACAACCUCACCUGCUGGCAGUCAGAGAAUCUGAACACCUCUCCUUACAAUGUGACUCUCACCCUUUCGUUGGGGAAAAAGUUUGAAAUCACCUACGUCAGCCUGCAGUUCUGUUCGCCACGACCUGAGUCCUUGGCCAUAUACAAGAGCAUGGACUAUGGCAAGACCUGGAUGCCCUACCAGUUCUACUCCUCUCAGUGCCGGCGUAUGUACAAUCGGCCCAACAAAGCAACCAUUACCAAGCAGAACGAGCAGGAGGCUCUAUGCACAGAUGGCCACACUGACCUCUAUCCUCUCUCUGGUGGACUCAUUGCUUUCAGCACUUUGGAUGGACGGCCCUCUGGUAAAGACUUUGACAACAGCCCGGUGCUCCAGGACUGGGUGACAGUCACAGAUAUCCGUGUGGUCUUCAACCGGCCCCAGCUUCCCCGGGAGCUGGCGCUGGGGGCCGGCAGCAACAGUGGAGGGAGGGACGACGACCCCAUGGCCGUGACAUCGACACUGCCAACUUAUUUCUAUGCAGUGGGAGACUUCCAGGUGGGCGGGAGAUGUAAAUGCAAUGGACAUGCCUCACGUUGUCUGAAAGACAAGGAAGGCAAACUGGUGUGUGACUGCAAACACAACACAGAAGGACCUGAAUGUGACCGCUGCAAACCCUUUCACUACGACCGGCCGUGGCAGAGGGCCAACGCCCGCGAGGCCAACGAGUGUCUGCCGUGUAACUGUAACCUUCACGCCCGUCGCUGUCGAUUCAACAUGGAGCUGUACAAGCUGUCGGGGAGGAAGAGCGGAGGAGUGUGUAUGAACUGCCGCCACAACACUGCGGGACGCCACUGCCACUACUGCAAGGAGGGUUUUUACAGAGACAUGGCCAGACCCAUCACUCACCGACGAGCCUGCAAAGCCUGUGACUGCCACCCUGUGGGCGCAGCAGGCAAGACGUGCAACCAGACCACUGGACAGUGCCCUUGCAAGGACGGUGUCACCGGCAUCACCUGCAACCGCUGUGCCAAGGGCUACCAGCAGAGUCGCUCACCUGUGGCCCCCUGCAUCA
Molecule: messenger RNA, 1945 nt
Organism: Paralichthys olivaceus (Japanese flounder)
Lineage: Eukaryota; Metazoa; Chordata; Actinopteri; Pleuronectiformes; Paralichthyidae
Source: RefSeq, a predicted model, not a curated record